ACAGACCUGCAGACAGCUGACAGCUAACGCGGACCAGAGCGCUAUACCUACUUUAUCGACUCAACCGCCUAUAUCCACCAACGUUCAAGUACUAGAUCAUCCAGCCAGCUGAUGGGAGGGAUUGGGAUAUGCAGACAUACGACUGUAUCGUGGUGGGGGCAGGAAUUGAAGGCUCGUCUACGGCAUACAACCUGGUCAAGAAUGGACAAGACACCUUGUUGCUCGAGCAGUUCCCUCUUCCACAUUCUCGUGGAAGUUCUCAUGGACAAAGCCGAAUCACGAGAAUGGCUUAUGGAGGCGAUGACUACUAUACAGAGAUGAUGAUUGAGGCUUACAAGCUGUGGGAGGAACUGGAAAACGAGUCUGGGACAACUUUAUAUAAAAAAACAGGACUUUUGGCAGUCGGAAAAACCGGAAGUGAUCUUAUUGAUGGAACGAUGCAGUCGCUCCGAAAAUACUCUAUACCAUACACAGAACUUGAUGGUCGCACCUUACGGUUAAAGUAUCCGAUGUUGGACUACCCAGAAGACUUUGUAGGCGUUGAGGACCAUAGUGGAGGUGUACUGUUCGCUGAUAAAUCUUUGGCGGCUUUUCAGAGCGAGUUUGUGAAGCAUGGAGGCAUCCUGCACGACAACGAACCAAUGAUUGACGUGUACCCGGGGGACAUUGUGACUGUAAAAACAAACAAGGGAAGCUAUCGUGGUCGUAACCUGGUACUGACUGUCGGACCCUGGGCCACAAAAGUACUACCUUCCCUCGGUGUCCAUUUACCACUCAAGACAUUACGUAUUAGUGUGCUUUACUGGAAAGAGAAAACUCCGGGAAUAUACGGCGCCGAAACAUUUCCUAUAUUUUUGGAGGACUAUGCAAUAGGGGAGUACGAUAUCUAUGGACUGCCAAGUUUAGAGUACCCAGGGCUGUACAAGAUGUGUUUGCACUCUGGUCCAGAAAUAGACCCUGACAGACGAGAUGAUGCUGACAGCACCUGGGUGAUAGAUAAUGUGAAACAGUUUGUAGCUAAACACUUUCCUUGUCUGGAGCAGCAUCCUGCUAUCAUAGAGACGUGUAUUUAUACAAACACUCCAGACCACGACUUCGUACUGGAUAGACAUCGGGACUGGAAGAACAUAGUCAUCGGAGCUGGCUUCUCUGGGCAUGGUUUCAAACUGUCACCCGUUGUAGGAAAAGUUUUGUCUGAACUGGUCAUGCAGAAGACUCCGUCCUACCAGCUUUCUCAUUUUAGAAUAGAUCGGUUUAACAAGUAAUCCUAAAUAUGAAACAUGAUAUAUUGACAACAAGAUGUUAACAGUUGAUGUCAAUAGUACUGGAGAAAUAAAAUAUGUUACUUAA
This is a messenger RNA of Pecten maximus, 1350 nucleotides long. RefSeq names its product peroxisomal sarcosine oxidase-like. Gene Ontology annotation, cellular component: peroxisome. The coding region runs from base 129 to 1265 and encodes 378 amino acids. The record is from RefSeq and is a predicted model, not a curated record. The transcript has 10 exons. Lineage: Eukaryota; Metazoa; Mollusca; Bivalvia; Pectinida; Pectinidae. Gene Ontology annotation, molecular function: sarcosine oxidase activity; L-pipecolate oxidase activity; flavin adenine dinucleotide binding.